AUGAAGAACUUUUGGGCUCUCCCCGCGUUCCUGCGCAUCGCGCUCGCCAGCCAGCAUGCGUUCAGCGUCUUUGACGACUUGCUUGCUUUCCCCCAGUACGAGGUAGUUUUUCCGAACACAUACAUAACCGAAGACGCCGCUACAUCGCUCCUCUCGCACUCCACAUCCCGCAGCACGAGCUCCGCGUCGCCGGAUUCGCAAGAAACACAAGACCUCUCCAAGCCGGGCAAGCACUCGCCCAGGCCGCCCAAAGAUGCCGUGCUUGAACAAACGUAUGAGCCGGUGGUACUAGAAGGACAGCGCUACCUCUGCAGCAUACCGAUCCUGCCCGACGAAACGCCGCAGAACAGCACCGCGUCCGCCGCAGAAGCAAAAGCCGAGGAGGAGAAAGAAUUGAUGCGCGCUACAGAUCGUGGGUGGGAGCUGCUAGAGGGCAUGAACGGGAAUUGCAUAUACUAUCUUAGCGGGUGGUGGAGCUAUAGCUUCUGCUAUAAGGAUGAGGUUAAGCAGUUUCACCAGCUGCCGCCGAGUCGCGGGGUGCCAAUAUACCCUCCGGUGGAGGAUACGACGGUGAAGAGCUUCGUCUUGGGGACGUUUCCGGAUAAGCAGAGGAAGAAGGCGGAGGAGAGGAAGACAUUGGGGGGUGAACAGGGUAGCAAGGAGAGCCCGCUAGACGAUGAGGGAAAUAAAAGGGAAGAUGAAGAGAAGGGCCUAGAUCUUCCGCGGCUAGAGACGAAGGGUUCGAGUAGGUAUAUGGUGCAGCGGCUGUCAGGAGGCACAGAAUGCGAUCUGACGGGCAAGGAACGGAAAAUUGAGGUGCAGUUCCACUGCAACCCUCAAUCCGCCGACAAAAUCGCCAUGAUCAAAGAAAUCAGCACCUGCUCCUAUCUAAUGAUCAUCUACACCCCGCGCCUCUGCAACGACAUCGCGUUCCUCCCUCCACAAGAGAACCUCGCCCACCCUAUAUCCUGCCAACCUGUCAUCGCAGAAUCUGAGGUGGACGAUUGGGCCGUCAAUAGAAUUGAAGAGAAGAUUCGCGAAACGGAACGGCUGGUCGCAGAAUUCGAAGACAACCCGCUGCGCAACAUGGACGCCGGCGCCGAAGGCCACACAAAGCGCGGCCCCAUCAUCGGUGGCAUCGAAGUCGGCGCUCAGAUCCUGGUCGGCAGCGAGGGCAAAGUCAUUGAGAAGAGCGUCGUGGUCGGCGGCGGCAAAGAGACAUUCUUGGGUACUCUGCUGACCAGCGACGGGAAACAGAUGUCAGCCGCGGAGCUUAAGAAGCUGAAUAUGGAUCCGAGCAAUUUGGAGAAGCUGAAGAGGAACUCGCAGAAGAUUGCGGGGAGGAAGGGCUGGAAGUUGGAUUUGAUUGAGACGCCGAGGGGCAGGGAGUUUAGGAUGAUUAUCGAGGCGGAUGAGGAGAUUGAGGAGCAGGGAAAUGGGGACGGGAAGGGCGGUGAUGAGAAGGGGAGGGGGAUGGGAACCGGGAAGGAGGGUGAGGAAAAGGAUGGGGAGCAAGAGGCUGGAGAGAGCGCGGACGGGAGUGAGGAGGUGUAUAAGGAUGAACUAUGA
This is a messenger RNA of Trematosphaeria pertusa, 1569 nucleotides long. RefSeq lists its product as uncharacterized. The record is from RefSeq and is a predicted model, not a curated record. Bases 1 to 1569 code for a protein of 522 amino acids. Gene Ontology annotation, cellular component: endoplasmic reticulum lumen. The transcript has 3 exons. NCBI's taxonomy places the organism in Eukaryota, Fungi, Ascomycota, Dothideomycetes, Pleosporales, Trematosphaeriaceae. Gene Ontology annotation, biological process: retrograde protein transport, ER to cytosol; endoplasmic reticulum unfolded protein response.